Andrographis paniculata is the source of this 1833-nucleotide messenger RNA. RefSeq names its product probable serine/threonine-protein kinase At1g54610. Gene Ontology annotation, molecular function: RNA polymerase II CTD heptapeptide repeat kinase activity; cyclin-dependent protein serine/threonine kinase activity; ATP binding. NCBI's taxonomy places the organism in Eukaryota, Viridiplantae, Streptophyta, Magnoliopsida, Lamiales, Acanthaceae. The transcript is spliced from 8 exons. Gene Ontology annotation, cellular component: cyclin-dependent protein kinase holoenzyme complex; nucleus. Gene Ontology annotation, biological process: positive regulation of transcription elongation by RNA polymerase II; protein phosphorylation. The record is from RefSeq and is a predicted model, not a curated record. The coding region runs from base 93 to 1769 and encodes 558 amino acids.
GCAGAAAGAGCAUCGAGAAAGCAGCCCCAAAUCAUCGAUAAUGGAUCCGUUGGACUCUACUUCUUGGAGUUGGAGUUAAUCCCUAGUCUGUUAUGUUGUUGGACAGCGCCGGCGCUGCGACUGCGAAAGCGACGCCGACCACCACCGCUCCUGUCUUAACUGCGAAGGAGGCCACCCACGGAGGCCACAGGGCUGUGGACAGACUGAAGCUCGAAAACGGUUACAUCAAAGGAGUAAAAGAUUUCGACAAGGGCCGAGGAGGAGAGAAGAAGACCGUCGGAGAAAGUAGUAUUAGUAUCAACAUUAAUGGAGGAGGAGGAGGAGGUGCAGAUGCAGAUGAACUGUUCGACGGAUGGCCUAAGUGGCUUGUCGACAACAUUCCCAGCAACUUGCUGUCGGGAUUGCUUCCCAAAACUGCCGAUUCCUACGACAAACUUGCAAAGAUUGGCAAGGGAACAUACAGCAAUGUCUACAAGGCUCGAGACAAAUCCAACGGGAAGAUUGUCGCGCUAAAGAAGGUUCGUUUUGAUACAUCGGAAGCAGAGAGCGUCAAAUUCAUGGCAAGAGAGAUCAUAAUAUUAAAAAAGCUCGAUCAUCCGAAUAUCAUUAAACUUGAAGGGAUAGCCACUUCAAGAAUGCAGUGUAGUCUUUAUUUAGUUUUCGAUUUCAUGCCGUCUGACCUCACCAAACUUAUCACCCAAACUGACAGAAGGCUCACGGAACAACAAGUGAAGUGUUAUCUGCAGCAGUUGCUUUCAGGUCUGCAGCAUUGUCACAAGAAAGGGAUUUUGCACCGCGACAUUAAAGGGUCGAAUUUGUUGAUUGAUAAGAAUGGGAUCCUCAAAAUUGCGGAUUUCGGGCUAGCCAAUUUUUACAAGAACAAACCAAAACGGCCCCUCACGACGCGAGUAGUGACAUUGUGGUAUCGAGCUCCUGAGCUGCUUCUUGGCUCCACUGAUUAUGGAGUCGGCAUUGAUCUCUGGAGCGCCGGGUGCCUUCUUGCCGAGAUGUUUGUAGGGCGCCCCAUUAUGCCCGGUCGAAAUGAGAUUGAGCAGCUUCAUAAAAUCUACAAGCUGUGCGGUUCGCCAUCAGAAGAUUUCUGGAAGACAGUGAAGCCACCGGCAACAUUCCGACCCCCACAGCAAUACAAAGCUAAUUUCAAGGAAACCUUUUCGAAUAUUCCAGAUGCAGCCAUUGGCCUUUUGGGGAAACUUCUAGCUCUUGAUCCGGGACAGAGGGGGGAUGCUACUUCAGCUCUCAACAAUCAAUUCUUUACUGUCGACCCCUUGCCAUGUGAUAUUUCCGGCUUACCCGUGAUAGUGAAUGAGGAAGAUGCUCCCCCAAUCCAAUCCAUUAAUGGAUUUAGAAACAUCGAUGGAAAGCAACAAUCCAAGAAAACCGAUGGAACUGAUCAUCCAACGAGAGAUUUUGUAGACACAGCAUAUGCAAAACAGAUAAGGGACAUGCACAUGGCGAGAAACUUUAUGAGGCAGGAGACAGAGACAGAAACAGCCACCGGGCAGAGCAGCAAACAGCAGGAGAUCACGCGUUCUCAACAAAACCAGCGAUCGGCAAUAACUGAGGCGCAUCCGAAUGCUCUGAAGAACAUCAAGAACUACCCUCUCCUGCUGGCGUCUUUGACAGAAGCUGCUCACCAUCUGGAAGAGAGCAAGUCGAGCCUGUACCGGAGGUCCAUUUCCAACAUUGAUUUUAGGAACCUUGACAUUGACAAGAUAUCAAAGCUGUUUGGUUUGGAAGAGGAAAACUAACUGAGCUUGGCUUGGGUGCUAUGUGUGUAUGUAUAUGUAUCCUCUGCUGCUGCUUAAUUGAAGA